CCUGGAAAUGGGUGCUUGCUACACACGUUGGUUGUAAUCUCUGUGAUGCAGAGCUCCGUGGUGGUAAUUAUUGUCAAUUAAACUCCAUCGAAGCGCUUUCUUCUGUAUUUUAUUCCUGUAUUUCCCUGUGGUUUACAGAUUAAGAGGUGAUAAAAACAAACAAUCUGUCAAUAUUCAAUUUAGUUAAAAACCAGUCACACGACAAGUGGUUUAUUUAAGGAACAAGGUGUAUUUAAAUGGUUGGUCGUGUAAUAUCACAGUUCUGUGUUAAACCAUUUAGGAUGGAAGACGGACCUGUAUUCUAAGUCUGGCAGCAAUAUGCAGCGGUCAGAAUUCCUGGUGGACCAAUCUGUUAUUUACAACUAUUGAUUGAUCACCUGCAAGUCAACGGGAUAACACCACUUACUGUCCCCUCCAACCGUCAGAAUACGGAAUACACCGCAAAUAUUGGUUCUACGUGCAUCACCAUCUGAUUCCUAUUGAUAAGGUAUUAUUUUCUUGGAGACUCCAUAUCAACUUAGGUUCUUAAUUAACAGGAUGACAUUUACGUGCAUAAUCAUAUGCAAUAAUAUCUUAUUACCUGGUUCUAUUAAGAAGAUUUCCCUUACCUGUAAGCAUAGAUGAUGUUAACCAGCUCAAACUGAGGUAUGACUUGUAAUUCUACAAUGGACUCUGUACAUGAUUAUCAGCUUCAACAAAACAUACUGAUCACAGUGUUGUUUCUGGCAUUGUUCACGGGAUGGAGGGCUUUCUAUGAAAGGAUCAAACGCACCCUAUGUCAGGUGACGGUUGUCGUUAUAGGUGGUGGCCCAGUGGGAUUGUUAUCUGCUUUUCUGGCAUUAAAAUCCAACCGUGCUUCAAAAAUUGUCAUCUUCGAAGAAAAAGACAGAAAAACAUUAUUGAAUGGCCCAUAUCAAUUGACAUUUGAUAUCCAAAGUGUAGAUUAUCUGAAAAGGUGUGGAAUUGAUUUUGAUAACAUUGAAGGUUGUUGCCAUGAUAACUGUUUCACAACAAAAGUUGGUGUUUUUCUGGAGUACAUACUUGACCACCUUUCAUCUCCAAGGGUCAGUGUGCGCUUUUCUUGUAAGUUUGACAAAGAAACGUGUAAGGAGUUGGAUGAAAUACAAGGACGACUACUUGUGAUAGCAUGUGAUGGCAGAAACGGUCAAGCAUCCAGACUGCUUGGACUGGAUGAAUUUUCAGAACAACAUUCCUGUAACGCCUACGGUGCAAUCGCAGCCAUAGAACGCACAGAGGCGAGGGAUGUUCCCACUCCAGAAAAAAGAGUUCAUAAUUUAACAUUUGAUUUAUCAGCUUAUGGCGCAUAUCAUUCCGAAAAUGAUAAUUCCCCCGGAUUUAGUCUCAAAGUGUUCGGCAACAGCAAACAUCGAUAUAUAUCACUAGCCAUCUCCAAAUGUGAAUCACCAGUAGUUAAAGCCCUCAGAACGAUUCUCGAUAGAUCGAUGAUGCGUAACAUUUUCCUGAAAUGCUUCAACCUGUAUAAGAUGGGAUACGAGCAGUCACUAAGUGAAUCCUACGCCCUGAACCAUAUGAAGUUUAGCCCCCGCCUUUUUGAGAUAAAACUUUCCCAGAGAUGCGAAACAGUGGCCUACUUCCACGACUGUGAUACAUUUGUACUAGCGGAGGGAGAGGCGGCCUUAUCAUUUAAUUUUCAUACAGGACUUGACAUAAACCCAGCUAUACGAGGUUUGAUGUCCCUCUCGAAGUUCAUAGAAAUGAUCUCAUUGGCCGAAACAGAACAUUCCAUAUCGAACGCUCUCCUUUUCAAAAUGAGGCAUAAUGAAUUUGUCAGCAAGGAUCUUAUACGCAACGGAUUGCGAGAAUACAUGUUCUCCUGAUUGAUUUUUAGCCUCAACGUACUCAACAAUUUUCCCAAAUAUAUUUUCGAAACUGCCAAUUGACAGAGUUAGUGCCUGCUAAUGACAUAAAAGUUCGGAGCAGAAAAUGGCUCUUGGCGCGGAGGAACCCAGAAAAUCACACAUUCCUGAAAGUUGUGUCAGAUUACAUGUAUAUGUAUUAAAAAUGUUUAAUUAAUUGUCAGUGUGCAUGUAUCUAUUUUUGUUAUUUAUUGGUGAUUUUAAAUAAAAUUUUAAGUUGA
Molecule: messenger RNA, 2119 nt
Organism: Saccostrea echinata
Lineage: Eukaryota; Metazoa; Mollusca; Bivalvia; Ostreida; Ostreidae
Exons: 4
Coding region: 648-1859 (403 amino acids)
Source: RefSeq, a predicted model, not a curated record